Molecule: messenger RNA, 5652 nt
Organism: Stegodyphus dumicola
Lineage: Eukaryota; Metazoa; Arthropoda; Arachnida; Araneae; Eresidae
Gene: heph
Product: polypyrimidine tract-binding protein 1 heph
Biological process (GO): mRNA processing
Cellular component (GO): nucleus
Molecular function (GO): RNA binding
Source: RefSeq, a predicted model, not a curated record
UUUCCUCUCUGACAAACUUUCCAGCGGAUCUAUUUUCGCACUGUUCCUUCAAAUUUAAACAACUCCCAAUUUGCUUAUAUUAAUGCUGCCAUCAUAAUUAAUUCUUGCUGAUCCUUCCUAUUCGCCAAGUGAUUUUCUUCAGUGGUCACAACCCGGAUUUCUUUUUUGCAUCGCUGUGAAUAUUUGUGAAUCCAUAAAUUUUUGUGGAUUUCUGUCUUUCCAUCUGUUGAGUGCCUCUUCAUCCUGUGACGUUUCCAACCGAUACUCAAAAUUUACCCAGAAUUUUGAGUUCGUUUCAAACACUGUAUUCUGCGAUUGCUGUAAACUUUAGCUGACAACUUAGAAAUCACCCCUGGCUCGAUUUUUGCAGCACAAAUGCGUGGAACAGAUGAACUUCUUUCUCAGGGUGGUGGUGCUGUGAGUAAUGGCUCUGUAAUGAGCCCAGAAUCCAAUGAUACUGAGAACAAUAAUGAUGCCAAAAAAGUAAAAUUAGAAAAAACACAGAGUGGAAAACCAUCUCGUGUGGUUCAUAUUAGGAAUGUAUCUAGUGAUGCAACUGAAACUGACAUUAUUCACUUAGGUAUCGCUUUUGGGCGUGUUACAAAUGUGCUUCUGCUUAAAGGCAAAAAUCAGGCAUUUCUAGAAAUGAGUGAUGAAGCUUCAGCAACAUCAAUGGUAAAUUAUUAUGCCAACUCAGGAGCUCCUUAUGUGAGGGGCCGCAAUGUCUACGUGCAGUUUUCAAAUCACAAAGAACUUAAAACAGACAGUUCUCAUGCAACAGGUAAUGCCAGUACACAGGCAGCAUUGCAAGCUGCUCAGGCUUUGGUAAAUCACACAUCUGAUACACAAGGUGGACCAAAUACUGUUCUCAGGGUCAUUGUAGAUAACCAGAUCUAUCCGGUUACUCUGGAAAUAUUGUAUCAGAUUUUUUCUCGUGUUGGAAGAGUCUUAAAAAUUGUAACAUUCUCCAAAAAUGGUACAUUCCAGGCCCUGAUUCAAUAUCCAGAUGUGAUUACAGCGCAAGCUGCCAAACUGUCUCUUGAUGGACAAAAUAUCUAUAAUUCGUGUUGUACAUUGCGUGUGGAGUAUUCUAAACUUUCAAAUCUUAAUGUAAAAUACAACAAUGACAAAAGUCGUGAUUUUACCAAUCCUACUCUUCCAACUGGAGAUCCAACUCUAGAUAACUUGGGGCUGCCAGGUUCAAUGGGUGUUUUGACGUCCCCUUUUGCUGCUCCUGGAUUAGGAUCACCCCUAACCGCUGCGUAUGCUGCUGGCGCUGGAGCACUACCUCUUGGAAGCUUUGCAUUAUCUCCUGCAGCAACUACAGCCGCUGCUUUAGGAGUUGCAGGUUUACGCCUUCCCGGGCAAACUCUCAGCACUGUCUUACUUGUCAGUAAUCUCAAUGAAGAGAAGGUCACACCUGAUGCUCUCUUUACCCUUUUUGGUGUCUACGGUGAUGUGCAACGGGUAAAAAUUCUCUUUAACAAGAAAGAUAAUGCUCUUAUACAAAUGGCAGAACCUCAACAGGCUCAGCUUGCUUUGACUCAUUUGGAUAAAAUCAAAGUUUUUGGAAAACCAAUGCGUGUUGCACCAUCUCGUCACCAAGUUGUUCAGAUGCCGAAAGAAGGUCAACCAGAUGCUGGACUGACAAAAGAUUACAGCAAUUCUUCAUUGCAUCGAUUUAAAAAACCAGGCUCCAAAAAUUAUCAAAAUAUAUAUGCUCCAUCUGCCACCUUGCAUUUAUCUAACAUUCCACCUAGUGUGACAGAAGAGCAAAUCAAACAAGCUUUCGCAGAAACUGGCGGUACUGUUGUUGGAUUUAAAUUCUUCCCGAAGGAUCGCAAGAUGGCAUUGAUCCAGAUGGAUUCUGUUGAAGAAGCUGUAAUAGCUUUAAUAAAAAUGCACAAUUACCAGCUGAGUGAUUCAAGUCAUCUCCGUGUCUCGUUCUCCAAGUCUACUAUUUGAAGUUUGUUCAACGUAACCACAUAGUCUGUGAUACGUGGAAGCAAACCAACAGUGUAUUCGUGAACAUGAACUGUAUAGCAACUCAUCCUGCAUUUUUUAAGCCUUGCUUGUAUAUGGCUUCUGCAAUACACGAUUUUACUAGUAAUCUUGCUUUAUUUUUAUACAACUGUUAAAUCUUGCUUUUGGAAUCUAAUAUGAAAGUAAAUCAUGUAAAAUAACAAAAUUAUAUUUAAUUUUUUAGUAUGUAGUCUGUUGUAAAAAGUUUCCUUAAUUUGUUGCAUUGUAGAAGCCAAAAUAAGCAACGCAGGAAGAAAAAGAUGAUAAUUUUUUAAAUGAAGACUGUUCUUAAUAAGCACCAUAUUUGAUAUAUAUACCAGGAGUAUAUAUGUUAUUUCAUUCAUGUAAUUUCCAUUAUUGUUUGUUUUUCUUAACAUUUCUGCUACUGUGGGUGGAUUCUUUGCUUCGUAUCACAGACCUUACAAAUGGUUUUUCACUGUUGUAAGGAAAUUAAUUACCCAUAAGACAAGGUUUCACCAGCAUUAUCUUUUAUAUAAAAUAUUCUGUAUUUUUGCAAGCCUUUCUGGUUUUCUGAUGGAAAAAAGCACAUUUUUGGGGGGUUGGAUCAACUUAAAGAAUUCCAUAAUUGUAAUCUAUUUUUUCAUGUAUUGGUCUCUAUCUGGAAUAUGUUUAUUUGUAUUAUCUAUUUCAGUCCAAAACAUAUAUAUUUUAUCUCUUAGAUAUGUUUUCUUUUUAUAUGUGCUUUUGUAUACCUACUGCUACUAGAUAUUUCAUUGUUGCUCAUCGUGGCACGCUGGCUCAUGCCUCAAAACUGUUAAAUCUUUUUGGUGUGUUUCCACUCUUGUACAACUGCUUGUAGGUAGUAUACCUGUUCUAUAUAUUGAUUCUCUAUAUGAAUAUACCAAAUAUUAUUUUUAUUAGUAGCAAACAUUUGCAUAUAAAACUCUUUAAUUAUAUUUAAAUUUUCAUGGAUCAAAUUGGCUGUUAUUUUUUUACUACUUUUUAAUCUCCGUUUUUCUUACAUUUUCCCCCUCUUAAAAUUUGCAUACAUUUAUUUACAAUGCCAAUUAGCAGUUUUUGCUUCACAUGUUCAGUGUGUAUUUUUUCCUCUUUGUUUUGUGAAACAAGUUGGAAAUUCUCUGAUUACAGGUAAAAAUUGUAAAUAUAUAUAAAUUACAUUACCAACAUCAUCAUGAUAUCACAUAUAUCCUUUUAAAUAUCAAUUUGAAAAAGAUCGCGGCUCCUUUAAAUUGUGGUAACAUAAUCAUGUGAUUGUUACUAAAAACAUACAAAAAGUUUAUGUAUUGUAGAGUAUAUUUUUUAAAGUAUUUGAUAACUGUUAUUAAAAUGCUUAUUUUUCAUCUGCAUAAUAGUAAAGUAACAUUCCAUUUGCAGGUGCAUUUGUAUUUUUUCAUUUCUGAAGUAUAUAUCAUAUUUUUCUGUAUUUACACUUAUAGUUGUAGGCAAGAAAUGAUUGGAUAUGUGUACACAUUUUAUCAAAUACUUUCAUACUGGCAGAUAUGUGUAUAAGAAGCAAGAGAAAAUGGACCAUACUAGCUUAGAAAAUUUGAUAGUUCUGUGUACAGCUUUUAUCAGAGGCAGUUGUUAUUUAAUGGAUUGCCUCAUCUGUUUUUAUAUCAGACGCCCUUCUUAUGCGGCUGGCUUUCUAGGAGUUUAAAAUGCAAAGAAACCAAAAAGGGAAAAAAAACCUGCCAAAACAGAAAGUUACAAAGACUGUUAUACAGUUGAGUUUUCAUUGCCUUUGUAAGAAAAAUCAUACAUAUUAACCGUUUUAACUUGUUGUGCCUUGAUGCAUAGCUACUAAUGUGAGUUCUUAAUUUUCCUCAACUAUGAGCUUAUAACUAUUCCAACAUUAGAUAUUUAGGGAAUACUAUUGUAUUUUUGCUCUUGAUUUAUCGGGCUAUUACUUUGCACAAUGAAAAUUUUACCAAACUUACUUGAAAAGAAAUUGUAAAGGAAAAAAAAUCAGAAUUGACAAGGGUUCCCAUUUUAAGUGUUAUAUUUACUAAAACUUUCAAUAUAUGCCUACCUUUUAUCGUAAUUGUUUUUGUAAAGCACUUAUUUUAUACCUGAUUUCACUGAAGGCUUUUUAAAGCAAUUUAAUGUGAUUGUGAGAGUAGAACCUCUGUUUCAGUGGAUUGAGUAAGAAGUGAGAAUCCUGAAAAUCAUAAAGGUAUUUUUUUAAGAAUGGGAUACACUAUUAAUUUUAAAAUUAAAUGUAAAUUUUUAUUAGUGUUUUUAAAUCAGUACCUUGAAUUUAGGCUCAUUGUCUUUGCUUCUGAUGCUUGUUUAAAUUGCAUCAAAUGCAGAGAACUAAAAUGCACUUGUUUUUUAAGUGUUUAUUUCUUUCCUUCCCUUAUAAUAAAAUCCUAGGCAAACAGAGGUUCCACUUUCUAGUUAUUUCUUUUGUCAGUUGUAAUGAAAAGUCAAACAUUUCUUUUCUCAUUCCUUUGUAACACUUUUGUGCUAUUUUAUUUGUUUUAAAAUUGUGAUAAAUUUUGUUGUAAGGAACCCUGUCUUCUAAUCUUUAUAAACCAACUCUGGUGCAAGCAGGUUUAAAUAGUGUGGAAGAUGCCGGAAGUGCUUAAAAUCAUAUCAUAUAAAUAUAUAUGUAUACUUGCAUGAAUUAUAUCUAGAUUUCUGAGGCUGACUGCCUUUUCAAUGUGUGAGCACACAACACAAGCUGUGCCUUCUUAACAGGUGCUACUUUUAUGAGCACUGUUUUGCUUGUGACAAAAUUGAAUCCUUUUAUAAUGUGUAUUGAAAAAUAAAACAAUGUCUUACAUUAAACAAUAAAGAUUGGUGACGUGUUUUCUGCACUAUGAAACUGGUUUGUUUUGUCUGCUUUGAUUUUUCUUUCUUAAAAUCUUUCUUUGUCUAAAUUAUCUUCUUAUUCUGAUUUUUUAUUUUAUAAAAUAUGUGAUUACAUUUCUUGUCAUUUUUCUUUAAAAUCAUUUCUAAUACUUUUAUUACUCUUAAUAUGAUAAUUUUCUGUUCUUGCAUGACUAAUUAUUUUAUUUUCCCUCAUUGUGGCAGAUAUUUUUGUCUUGUAAAUAAUUCUUAUGCAUUAUUAAAAAUUUUGUAAUGAAUUUCAAAAUAUACAAAUAAAGCUGGAACAGUAUUUCCAUUGAAUAUUUUAAAAGAUAAAUGAGGUUAAAAGAUUUCUGAAUUAUCUUUAAAAAAAAUAUUUGUUUGAAUAUCAUGGUUUGUGAAGACGAACUUUAGGUUUUAAUCUAGAACUUGCACUUGAGUGUACCUGUAUGUUAGCCUUUUUAAUGUGCUUUUCUAUCUAUUGUUAUUUUGCAUUGCCACUAGUAUCUUUCCUUUGCUUAUGUAGUGUGUAGAAAUUCUUUCAUAUUGCAUAAUGUUUCGAAUUUGAAUGGGUAAGCGUGAUGAGCUUUUUUCUGUAUCAGUGUUACCUUGUAUCACACCCUUUAAUGAUGUCAAAGUACAUACAUACCUAAUUGUUUGAUUUUUAUGAAUUGAAAGUUAUGUGCAUGAGAGCUAUAGCAUCUUGUCUAUUCAGAACUUCUUUGAUAUCUUCUGCUUUAUGUCUUCCUAUCAUAUUUUUUCCUUUUCUACUUAUUUUGACAAAUCUUUAGGCUUUUCUCUGUAAUUUUUGUUGUGAAAUUAAACUUUGUAUCUAUU